AUGGUAAUUAUGGACAAGAAAGAAGAGCAAAUGUCAGGUAACGAUGAUGGGUCUCCUAAUUCUCAAGAAGUUCGUCAUCCUCAGGGAUCCAAUGCUGGUGUCCAGAUGCAAAUUCAGCAACAACAGCAAACUCAUAUGUCAAAUCAAGCACGAAAUCAGAGUCCUCGUCAACAUCAACGAUUCGAUCAUGGAACAAUUGUAGGUCCUGGUCAAGGUGGUCCAAGCGUGCAAGCACCAUCAAGCAUGGGUCAAAUGGGUGCUUCAAGUUCUCAUGGAAAUGGUUCUACAUCUUCUACGCAUGAUCUAAAGCAUCGUAAACUAAUCCAGCAGCAGCUCGUCCUUCUACUCCACGCCCACAAAUGCCAGAUACGAGAACGACAGGCCAAUGGUGAAGCACGGAUAUGUGCUCUGCCACACUGCAAAACUAUGAAAAAUGUUUUGACUCACAUGAAGACCUGCGAAGAGGGCAUAGGAUGUACGAUACCAUUUUGCAGUUCAUCCAGACAAAUUAUUGCUCAUUGGAGACAGUGUCAAAAGAGCGACUGUCCUGUUUGUUUACCUCUCAAACAAGCGGAUAGAAAUAAGGCUGCUAAUUCUCGUGCUGCUGUGGCAGCAAGUCAACCAAAUCCAAAUCCUGACAUAAGAAAACCAUUUGACACUAUGGGUAUAAUCCAGGGUCAAAAAACUACAUCUGGUAUGAUACCAAAUCAGGCAGUGGGCCGUGGUGUCAGGAUGCCUGGACCAGGUAUGCAAGGUCCUCCUGGUUCAAUGGCUGCAGGAAUAAGACUUGCACAGCCUCAAGCUCAACAAAGUCCUGGGCAAUCUAUAGUUAAUCAAGGACAACCAAUUGCACCUAAUGUAUCUCUUUCAUUAAGUUCCGAUCCAACGACGGUAGUCGUAAGUACUAAUCAACCAGCUUCAACGACGGGUCCAACGUCAGUUGUAGCAGCUGCAGCAACUGCCAAUCUUCAACAACAAGCUGUCAAUAUGCUUCCAGGUGGUUUUCAACCAGCACAAGCAACUAAAGAAUGGCAACGAACUGUGACGUCAGAUCUCAGAAAUCAUCUUGUUCAUAAACUAGUUCAAGCAAUAAUUCUAGCUCCUGAUCCACAAGCAACGUACGAUGAAAGGUUACAUAAUUUAGUGGCGUAUGCGAGAAAAGUUGAAGGUUAUAUGUAUAAAAUGGCUAAUUCGAGAUCUGAAUAUUAUCAUUUAUUUGCGGAAAGUAUAUAUAAAAUUCACCAGCAGCAGCAGUUACAGCAACAACAAGUUGGUACAUUAAUACUAAAUGCCGUUUCAACAAUUCCUCAAGCCCCAUCACCCUUGAGUACUUUACAGCAGCAAAGUAAUCAACAACAAUUUACCAAUACUCAACCAUUACCUGCUACUACACCCGUUGAUAAUGGAAUAUCAGUAAACACACCUCAAACAAUACCACCGGCAUCGAGUGGACCUAGUCCUGGAUCAUCACCAACAACAAAUGAUCCACAAUCGGUCGUCUCAACAUCUUCAACGCCUCAUAAUAAUAAAGGAAAAUUAGAUUCUGUUGAAAAAGAAAAUGUUAAAAUCGACUCAAAACAAGAAAACUGUUCUGAUAUUCAUAGAAUGGAUGGUGGAAAAAUCAUAAAUAAUGAUGUCUUCAUUAAAACAGGAAUAAAACAAGAACCAAUGGAAGAAUCAUCAGCAGAUGGUAAUAUUAAAGAAGAACCUUAUAUUAAAGAGGAACCAGUUAUACCAAUGUCAAGACUUUAUCAAGAUCCAAAGUCAUUAUGUAGACAAACCGUUGAUCCAUCAGCACUUGGUACCAACACCAUUCAAAUUCUGUGCGGUUACGGCAAACGACUCUGUACAAUAUUAAGAGACACUAAUUAUUAUUCCUACAAAAAUGGGAAAGAACGACAAAUUUCUGUUUAUUCAUGA
Microplitis demolitor is the source of this 1920-nucleotide messenger RNA. RefSeq names its product protein cbp-1-like. Gene Ontology annotation, biological process: positive regulation of transcription by RNA polymerase II. The transcript is spliced from 5 exons. NCBI's taxonomy places the organism in Eukaryota, Metazoa, Arthropoda, Insecta, Hymenoptera, Braconidae. Gene Ontology annotation, cellular component: transcription regulator complex; histone acetyltransferase complex. Bases 1 to 1920 code for a protein of 639 amino acids. The record is from RefSeq and is a predicted model, not a curated record. Gene Ontology annotation, molecular function: chromatin DNA binding; transcription coactivator activity; histone acetyltransferase activity.